AUGGACGACCCAAUUACCCUCGAGGCGAACGUCUUCUUCCACCAGAUGCGAAUUCUCCUCAAAUGCGUGGAGAGAAAGACCACCGAGUUCGGUUCGUACGCCUUCGUGGACCGGAUGCUCGGUGCAUGGGCGAUGUCCGGCCGCGUCUUCGGGAAGAACGGCAAAGAGGGAGUGUUCACGUUCACUCCACAACAUCGCAUGGCGAUCGACAAUUCAUUUGAAUCCCUCAUCCCGGAUUUCGCGGCACUUGUGAUCACUGAGGGCGACGACGGUAUUGCUCGAGACGACUUGGUGUUCCUUUGGGAAUGUAAAAUCGAUAGAGAUCUGAAAUGGUGGGACGUCGCCAAGGGGAACGUGAAGGCAGACGACAUGGUCGGCGAAAGUACACUCGACUACUUGUACCAGGUUCAGAAGGCAGCGGCUUUGGCUAUCGAGGUCUACGAUCGCAGGAUCAACUGCCGUCCGGUCUACGCCUUCCUGCGGGUGAACGCGCACUUUACCUUGUUGCGCUUCAGGGCGAUCCCCGGGAACACUGCUAGCGGUGAAGCGAUCCUCCUGAAGGAGUUCGACAUGGAGAUGGAAUUCGUCUACUUCAUCAAGCCGAUAUUCGAGGGCGAUAUAGAAAAGGAUUUACGUCCGAGCCUUGCCUUUCUACAAGCACUCGAUGCGGUGACCUCCGUUGCUGCUGCGGAAGACGGUCUGCAACUGCCCAAGACCUUCUUCGCGAUACCGCCGAACGCCAGGCACACUGAAAAGCCAAAGAGAAGCAUUCAUAGCGAGGCAAAGACUGUCUACGAGGGCUGGCUUGAGAGGCAGCAGCAGAGUGCUCAAGCAAACCUAAACGAGAUGGUCAUAUCCGGUACGACGGCGGUUUCGAGCAAUGACAACUACGUACCAGGGGACUCGGACGAGGACUCGGAAGAGGACUCGGAAGAGGACGAAGACGAGGACUCGGAAGAGGACUCGGAAGAGGACGAAGACGAGGACUCGGACGACUAG
This is a messenger RNA of Punctularia strigosozonata HHB-11173 SS5, 999 nucleotides long. RefSeq lists its product as uncharacterized. The coding region runs from base 1 to 999 and encodes 332 amino acids. The transcript has 3 exons. NCBI's taxonomy places the organism in Eukaryota, Fungi, Basidiomycota, Agaricomycetes, Corticiales, Punctulariaceae. The record is from RefSeq and is a predicted model, not a curated record.